AUGCUGACUAGGCUAGCGGCGAGAGCGCAGGAAACACUGAAGCUCGUGGUGUCGCAAAUUCAUUUAUACUCGGACUCCGAAGUGACGCUGGCAUGGAUUCGGGGGCACCCCUCUCGCUGGACAACAUACGUCGCCAACCGGGUGGCGGAGAUACAGCAGCUGCUACCGGAGGCAGCAUGGCAUCACGUGCCAAGCCGGGACAACCCCGCGGACUGCGCCUCACGUGGAAUGCAACCCAGUGAGCUGGUGGAAUUCGGGCUGUGGUGGCAAGGGCCAUCGUGGCUGACGGAGAACUCACCACCCCCACUACGGACCUCGCCGCGCCUGGCAGAGGACGAGGUUCCCGAGAGGCGGGCACACAUUAACACAGUGACCAUAAAGCCACCCGAAUCGGAUAUGCUGCUUCGAUUUUCAACGCUGCGACGCCUGCUACGCGUCUCAGCAUGGUGCCGACGCUGGUUACGGGCGAUCCAAGCCCGACAAUUCUCUGUUUCAGGCACAUCACUGACUCCGCAGAAACUGGAAGGCGCCCUGGGGACCUGGAUACGAGAGGCCCAAGCAGCCUGGUUCUCGGAAGAAAUCAAAGCCCUCGACCGUGACAAGCAGCUUCCGAGGCGGAGCGCAUUGCAACGCCUCAGCCCAUUUCUCGAUCAUGACCACGUCCUUAGAGUGGGAAGACGACUGAAGCACGCGAUCUUAAGCGACGAUGAGCGACAUCCGGCCAUUCUUCCUCGAGAUUCGUGGCUCACAACGUUGAUCAUUCACGACCAGCAUAGGCUCCAUGGAGGCGUUCAGUUAACCCACGCCUCUCUCCGACAGAGAUUUUGGAUCCCAGGAGGGAGAGCACGAGUACGACAAUGCAUCCACCAAUGCAUCACAUGUGUGCGCUGGCGGGCGAAAAGCCCACAGCAGCUAAUGGCGGACCUGCCGCCGCCCAGAGUGAACAUAGCAAGAGCGUUCACUCACACAGGCGUGGACUACGCCGGGCCGAUUGCGCUGCGCACGACCAGAGAACGAGGACACAAAACUUACAAGGGGUUCCUCGCCAUAUUUGUGUGCAUGAGCACGAGAGCAGUGCAUCUCGAAGCCGUGUCCGACCUGACCACAGAUGCCCUUUUGGCCGCCUUUCGCCGCUUCACAUCAAGACGAGGCCUCUGUGAGGUCUUGUACAGCGACUGA
This is a messenger RNA of Temnothorax curvispinosus, 1179 nucleotides long. RefSeq lists its product as uncharacterized. Lineage: Eukaryota; Metazoa; Arthropoda; Insecta; Hymenoptera; Formicidae. Gene Ontology annotation, molecular function: nucleic acid binding. The coding region runs from base 1 to 1179 and encodes 392 amino acids. The transcript has a single exon. The record is from RefSeq and is a predicted model, not a curated record.